Odontomachus brunneus is the source of this 5433-nucleotide messenger RNA. RefSeq names its product insulin gene enhancer protein ISL-1 (gene tup). The coding region runs from base 1392 to 2750 and encodes 452 amino acids. Lineage: Eukaryota; Metazoa; Arthropoda; Insecta; Hymenoptera; Formicidae. Gene Ontology annotation, cellular component: nucleus. Gene Ontology annotation, biological process: positive regulation of transcription by RNA polymerase II; axonogenesis; neuron fate specification. The record is from RefSeq and is a predicted model, not a curated record. The transcript has 6 exons. Gene Ontology annotation, molecular function: cis-regulatory region sequence-specific DNA binding; DNA-binding transcription factor activity, RNA polymerase II-specific.
ACUGGCAGUCAGUGGCUCCCAGGGCCCCGCGCCGUCAGUCUCGUUGGGGUAGUUUCGUGCAACCGUGCGUCUCUCUUCCUCUCUCUCUCUCUCUCUCUCUCUCUCUCUCCCUCUCUCUCUUCCUUCUCUUCCCCUCUCUCUUUCUCUCAGUUCGGCCUCCCCUUUCUUUCUCUCUUUUCCUCCCGCUGUUACCCCCCUACCAUCCUCCUGCUCUUCCGCGGUCUCUACCUUCCUCGAGGUUUCGUCCGCCUUCGCCUGCCACAAUGAUUGUUUCUUUUGCUCGCGCUCGCCAUUGUCCGCCGUUUUCGUUCAACCCGUUCGUACGUCGCGGCUAGUGAAGAUUCGUCUUGCUUUCACGUCGCCACCGGCCGCUUCUUCUCGCCGCUAAUAGUGAGUGAUAAGAACAUAAUCGCGCUGUCGUGUCAAGUGCCGCGACGUGUCGCAACCGCGAGUCGGUCCCCGUGUAUGGACCCAGGGCCUGACAGCAGUCGAUGACUCCCGGGAGCACCCGUUACGGUGGUAAGGACGAGGAGAUCGGCCACGGAAAUCGCAGUAGCCGGUAAAUGUCUGCCUUGUGUCACGUCGGUGAUAUCCCGCUUGCUUAGCGGAGAAAACUCGCAGAAAAUCGGUCGUAGAACUUACAGGGUGAGUCGAUAAAGGUGGCGAGGAAAGUACCGCGAAAGAGUGGAAGAAAGACUUCCGGUAAUCCGGAAGAAGUCUUCGCGGCAACAAAGUGAAAGAAUGAGGCGGCUGGAGCGACUACACCGCUGGAGCAACGCUGAGAGAGAAAUACCGGACGAAUUAAGCAAAUUUCCUACGUGCGAAGCUAGAAAUCGUCCAAGUACCGAGUGAAUCCACGAUCUAGCGAGAAAUCGCGGGAGUACCGGGCGUUCUGGAUGAACGUCGAGAAGUCGAUGCAUGACCGGAGCACAGACAACGCACCGGUGGGAUAUUUGAACCCGCGUGUCAAGUCGUCGAGAGCCGACGAAUGCGCGAAGUCUUUUUCAUCCUCUGCCACGAGAGACUCCUUCCCAAUUUCGAUGAAGCUACAAUGUGAGCCGCGCUAUAAAUAUCGAUAUCAAGCAGUUGAUCGUUCGAGAUUGACUGCCCCGAAAGUACCGCUCUUGAUCGCGUGAGGAUACUGCAGUUCAGGUGCCGGAGAAUCUUUCGACGAGACGAGGAACGCGGCUAUCCGUUUUGCCCGGAGCGGAUCUGGACCGCCGGUGAUCUCGGCACGCUCGCGAAAGGGUGGACGUUCGCGAGCGCCGUUGAAGUUUCGCGAAUAUAGGGAUACGGCCUGUGGUCGGUACGAAGGCUUCAAGAUUGCUCGAAAACCGUCGCGCGAGGUGCGCAGGAGUGGAGGAGCUGCGGAAAUAGGGGGUGCCGGCGUAAUGCAGCGGGUGGGCGCAGCCGGGGGGCCCGGGCCCAUCGGCUUCCAGGGCCCUCCAAGAUCACUGAAGAUCUCGCCGGUGAAUAUACAGGACGAGCCCAGCGAUCCUACGCAGAAAGGCAGGAGCUCGCUCUGCGUAGGCUGCGGCGGCCGAAUUCACGAUCAGUGGAUCCUGAGGGUAGCGCCUAAUCUGGAAUGGCACGCGGCGUGUCUGAAAUGCGCCGAGUGCCAACAGUUCCUGGAUGAGAAGUGCACCUGCUUCGUGCGGGACGGCAAGACCUACUGCAAGCGGGAUUACGUUAGGUUGUUCGGUACCAAGUGCGACAAGUGUAGCCAAUGCUUUAGCAAAAACGACUACGUGAUGAGGGCGAAAACCAAGAUCUAUCACGUGGAGUGCUUUCGAUGCUGCGCUUGCAUGAGGCGGCUCGAGACCGGCGACGAGUUCGCUCUGAGGCAGGACGGUCUCUUUUGCCGGCACGAUCACGACGUUCUCGAAGGCGGCAAGCACUGCACCGGGGCCACCGGUAUACCCGGCAGCGAGAACAACAACAACGCCUCUCUGACGAACAACAAUCAUCAUUUGCAUCCGAACGACGGCUCGAUGUCAGAUUCAGGAUCCGAGAGCGGGUCGCACAAGGCCGGUGUCGGCGGCGUUCGCGGCUCAGGUGGCCACAAAAGCGGUGGCGGAUCCGACGGGAAGCCAACACGAGUACGCACGGUUCUAAACGAGAAGCAGCUGCACACCCUCAGGACUUGCUACGCCGCGAAUCCGCGACCGGACGCCCUUAUGAAGGAACAACUCGUCGAAAUGACCGGACUGAGUCCGCGAGUGAUCAGGGUAUGGUUCCAAAAUAAGAGAUGCAAAGACAAGAAGAAGACGAUCGCCCUGAAGCAACAAAUGCAAGAGAAGCGCUUUUCAUUGCAGGACGGCCGUAAAUUGGGUUUCGGAGGUAUGCACGGGAUCCCCAUGAUUGCCAGCAGCCCCGUGAGACACGAGAGUUCCAUCGGGGUGGCGGCUUUGGAGGUUCACGCUUAUCAGCCGCCGUGGAAAGCGCUUUCGGAUUUCGCGCUUCACACGGACUUGGAUCGAUUGGACACCAACGCGCCGUCUUUCCAUAAUUUGGUGUCGCAGAUGCAUGGGUACGACCUGCACGGCGGCCCGCCACCGCAAUUGCCACCUCCGGGGAUGCUCGGCGGGCCAAUGAACGAUGGUGGGGGUGGACCGUUACCGCCUCCGGGGCCUCAUCAUCCGGGUAGCGGCGGGCCGGAUAUGGGCCAGCAUCCCGACAGCACCGACAGCUAUGUGACCUACGUGGAGAGUGACAGUGACUCGUUUCACCACGACACGGGUAGUCCAUAGUGUCGUACGAUCUGCGCGCGUCUCAAAUGCAAAAUAACGCCCUCGCCGUCUUUCGCGUUCGUCGCGAUUCUCGUCGUGAUGUUCGUCGCGACGGCGAGAUGCUUGCAACGACGGACGCAGUAGAAGCCCGGAACCGGAAACUUACCGGCUGGAUCAUGACUGCGCCGUCGUGCGCCCGAAUCUCGUCCAAUUUCGCGAUGAUAAUCAAAUGGAUCUCCAGUAUCGCCGACGACGGUGCUCCGAUUAAACGGGCCACGUCGGGAUUCGAAAGACGGUUCGGAGGCUACGAUAAUGAUGACGAUGAUUACUAUGACUACGUUGAAAACGAGCGGGGUGUAAUAUCGCCCCCUCCAACUACACCGCACGAAUUGUCAUAUACGAAUAACGCAUUACCUUUUCAGUUUCCUCCAACGAUUUCUUUAAAACAUUAAAAUGAGACGCUUGAGAGAGACGCUCCCGAGCACGAGAUUAUCUUGUUGAGUAUUAUAGAAGAAGGUAUCACAAGAGCUUGUAAGAGUGCGUCGAAUGGUUCGAUAAUUUUAUUGAUUUAAAAAAUGUCAUAUAUUGCAGAUGCACUAGUCAGACAAUUACCUGAAAGAUGGCAUAAUGUGGUGGAUAAUGAUAGCAGAUACUUUAAUUGAACAUAACAGCUAUUGUUCUGUUACUAUUAAUAAAGGAAAUAUGACUACAAAUUCGACAAACUUUUGCGAGCACCUGAUAGAAAUUUUAAUACGUAGAGCUUACUUUUAUUCUGUGUUAUUGUCGUAUCUAAACUCACUGAUGAUACUCGUCAAGACGCUCUCAAAUUCGACAUUCAAUUCGAACUUGUCUUGGAAAUUGAAGAUUGCUUAAUUGCAUCGUGUUGUGUGGGUAAAAGUCAGUGAUAAUUGAUAUAGCCGAAGAUUGAAAAAAAUACCGAGUCUUAAAUUUGAUUGCGCUACUUCUGAGUUUUGAUUACAUUGUCUAAAUCAAGCGAAUUCGAAUCCGCAAUUUGCUGUUUCGGUGCAAUCUACAGUAUGAUGUCCAAUAUUGAGUCCAGAUCGAGCAUUAGGUUAUUUUGAUUUUAUUUUCCAUUACGUAGCGUUCUUACAUAUUUUACUGUUCACGUUGCGUUAUAAUGAUGCGAUAAAAAUUCGCUGCGUUAUCCCUGAAGUUAUAAUAAUAUCAAUUUCGCUGAGAAAACUUGCGAAUAGCUUACGAGCAUGCAUCGUUAACUGCCUGUAAAUAAAAGAUGAAGUGAUUCGAUAUCCAAACACUGGAAAUACACUGUACAUAAAUCGCUAGUUGCUGUAAAUCUGAGCAAUGUUAAUUAACGGUGUACUCAGGCGCAAGCUGUAGCGUAGAGAACAUGAAUAGUGGAAUAUAUAUUAAAUUUAUAUUAAUGAUUGCAUUAUUCUAAUUACGUUAAGUUUCACGAAGGCUGAAAUACGCUUGCAAAAAAUUGCAAAUGCCACGUGCUACUUUGUUUAGGCUAUCCUCAGAUGAGAAAGUUGCUGUUAUCGCAAUUGAUAUUCUGUGUUAUCUUUCUCUUUCUCUUCCCCCUCCCUCUCUCUCUAAAUAAAGAGGCAGCAUUGUGACAUGCGCGCUUUGAUUUGUUAAAAUCGAAUUAUUGGACUUGGUUAUCGAGGAGACACAAGGGAGCGGUACGUUUUUACUUAUUUUGAAUGUAAGAAAAAUAAAUUUCAAAUACUGAACAAAAUUGAAAUCACUUUGCGAGAGGCAAUGUAGUGAAAAAAAUCGGAACUUGCAUUAUGGAUAUCUAUAAUUUUCGAAAUCAGGAAUCACAUAUCUUUCACAGAUGUUAAGUUUGUCUUUUUAUUUUUUCUUAUACCUACUCGUCUUAAUUUCUAUGCGAGAGCAGUCAAGAAUUAAAAAGAAAAAAGGGACAUAUUAAAGAAAAAUGAAAGAUCAUAGAGCGAAAUACAUAAAUCCCAAAGUAAAAUGCUUGAUUGCGAAAAUGAAAUUUUAAAUUUCACGAAGAUGCGUUCUAAUAAACUUACUUAUCAUAAAUAUUACGUGUUUGACAAUCUUUCUACUUUACGUAUAUAAAUUGCACGUGUAUGUUUUAUAAAACACGGACUUAGAACGCACUUGAUACUGUCCAAGUGUUCGGUUAAACGUUUUAGCUUGAUCAGAAAACAAAACACGCAGGGCGCACUGCCUUGCACGAGCGGCAAACGAUACAACUUAAACGUUAGUUCUGUCUUACAUAUUAUCUCGGAUGCUACGUAUUAUAUCAAGAUGGCAAUUAUUUUUGCAAACCUCUUUCCGCCUCACAUCCUAAGGUCCUUACGACAACAUCUUUAAAAAUGCGCGCGAACGAAGGAGCUACGUCGCAUACUUUCAAUACCAAAGCGUGCAAAAAGCUUAGCGAGAUGGGAAGCGCACUGUACAUAAUACUCUUCGGCUAGUUAUUAAUUAGUUAUUCGUUUAGUGGAAGCAGCGAUAGACCGCCACCACAGUAUGCACGACGUGUGGCUAGCCUUUUUGGGUGUUUGUAUAGGACCGUUGUACACCGCUCUCUUGUAUGUACAUGGUUAAAAAGAACAGAAAAAGAAGAUGAAGAGGAAUAAUACAAGAAUCAUGUAGACCUAAUGUUUCGUAAUUUGUUCGAGCAUUUUCGAAUUUGUAUGAUAUUUCUAUACUGGCACACUGUAUGUAAUAAACUGUCGAACAAAAAGCA